Molecule: messenger RNA, 2596 nt
Organism: Plodia interpunctella (Indianmeal moth)
Lineage: Eukaryota; Metazoa; Arthropoda; Insecta; Lepidoptera; Pyralidae
Gene: CysRS
Product: Cysteinyl-tRNA synthetase
Exons: 12
Coding region: 141-2312 (723 amino acids)
Biological process (GO): cysteinyl-tRNA aminoacylation
Cellular component (GO): cytoplasm
Molecular function (GO): ATP binding; cysteine-tRNA ligase activity
Source: RefSeq, a predicted model, not a curated record
AUUGGGUUGGGAAUUUCAUUCAACAAAAAGUGUCGAAGUGGUGUGUUUGCAUGCUGUUUUGUGUUGUUUUACCUAUUUCAUUAUUGCAGUGAACGUGGCAAAAGUACAAAGUUUAAUUUGAUUUAUUUAACAGAACAAAAAUGUCGAAAAGAUUGCAACCUAGUUGGUCCCCGCCUCCUACUACGAAUAAGCGACCUACUUUAAAACUAUUCAAUAGUUUAACUCGCCAGAAAGAAGAGUUUGUAUGCUCCAAUGGAAAUCAUGUAAAUUGGUACAGCUGUGGACCUACAGUGUAUGAUGCUUCCCACAUGGGUCACGCCAGGUCUUACAUAUCUUUUGAUAUAUUGAGAAGAGUUAUGUCAGAUUAUUUUGGAUAUGACAUUUUGUAUGUAAUGAAUAUCACUGAUAUAGAUGACAAGAUAAUAAAGAGGGCAAGACAGAAUUAUUUGUUUGAGAAAUAUGUACAAGAAACCAGAAGCCUAAACGUGACCAUAGAUGAUGCAACAUCUGUUGCAAAUUACUAUGAAGAAGUAGUUAAACAGACAGGUGACCCAGACAAAAAGAUUGCUAUGCAAAAGAUGUUAGAUAAUGUUGCUUCAGCAGUUAAAAACCUAAAAUCCUGUGUGGAAGAAAAGGAUGAUGAAAAAAUUAAAGUAGCAAAAUGUGAACUGUUGAAAUCUGCCAAGGACCCUAUAUCUGAUUGGCUGGACAGUAAGUUUGGAGCUACCGUGACUGACAAUGCUAUAUUUACAGCACUACCAAGACAUUGGGAAAAUGAAUUUCAUAAUGAUAUGAAAUCGUUAAAUGUAUUACCUCCAGAUGUAUUAACAAGAGUGAGUGAAUAUGUUCCUCAAAUCAUUACAUAUAUACAAAAAAUUAUAGAUAAUGGUCUAGCAUAUGAAUCAAAUGGGUCUGUUUACUUUAAUGUGGCAGAAUUUGAUAGCAGAGACCAACAUCAUUACGCUAGAUUAGUUCCUGAAGCUUAUGGGGACACAAAGUCUUUACAAGAAGGCGAAGGUGAUCUCAGCGACGACAGUAAUGAAAAGCGUUCACCUAACGACUUUGCUUUGUGGAAGCGCAGCAAAGCGGGCGAGCCGUCGUGGGCGUCGCCGUGGGGCGCGGGCCGGCCGGGCUGGCACAUCGAGUGCUCCGCCAUGGCCUCCGACGUCUGCGGGCACAAGCUAGACAUACACACCGGAGGGGUCGACCUCAAGUUUCCGCAUCAUGAUAACGAAUUGGCUCAGAGUGAGGCACACUAUGAUGAGCCUGGAUGGGUGAACUACUUCCUGCACACGGGCCACCUCACUAUAGCGGGCUGCAAGAUGUCUAAAUCCCUAAAGAACUUUGUGACGAUAUCUGACGCGCUGCAGCGGUACACAGCGCGCCAACUCCGCAUAGCCUUCUUGUUGCAUGGAUGGAAGGACACGCUCGAUUACUCUGACAAUACCAUGGAAAUGGCCAUACAGACUGAGAAACUUUUCAAUGAGUUUUUCCUGACCGUGAAGGACGCGGUGCGAAGCGGUUACGGCGCGGGGUGCGGCGGCGGGUGGGCGCCGGCGGAGCGCGCGCUCGCCGCUCGCCUCGCCGCUGUUCGCGAACGAGUGCACGCCGCGCUCUGUGACAACAUCGAUACACGCACCGCCGUCGACGCGUUACGUGAUUUGGUCGGCGCGGCGCACGUGUUCCUCCGCCAGAGUUCGCCGCACAACGCCCCGCUGCUCGUCACCGCCGCUAGAUACGUCACUGAUAUCCUACACAUAUUCGGCGCGGUUGAAGGCCCCAGGGGCGGCAUCGGAUUCCCCAUUUCUGACACUGAUAAUGUUUCCGUGGAGGAGAUAGUGAUGCCGUACCUGGAAGCGCUGAGCACGUUCCGCGCGGAGGUGCGCGAGGCGGCGCGCGCGGCGCGCGUGCGCGACGUGCUGGCCGCGUGCGACGCGCUGCGCGACCGCGUGCUGCCCGGGCUCGGCGUGCGGCUCGAGGAUAAGGCGGAUCGCACAGUGGUCAAGCUCGUGAGUAAAGAAGAGCUGAUGAAAGAGAGAGAAGAGAAGAAGCGAGUAGAAGCAGAGAAGCAGCGUAAGAAACAAGAGUUGUUGGAAGCCCAGCGCGCUAAAGAGGAGCAGAAGAAAAUACCUCCCUCGGAAAUGUUCCGACGAGAGGCUGACAAAUACUCCAAGUUCGACGACAAGGGUUUGCCAACGCAUGACCACGAAGGCAAAGAGCUCAGUAAGGGGCUCGUGAAGAAGCUGCAGAAACUGCAACUAGCGCAGGAGAAAAAGUAUAACGAGUAUUUGAGUUCCGUCAAUGCCUGCUGAUGACUGCCAACGCAUGAACUGAAUAUUAGGUAAUUUUGCAUUUAUAUCUAUGCGGCUUAAUCAAAUAUUUGUUUUGUCUAUAGAUAGACCAAUAAUUUCUUGUUAUGAAAAAAUAACUCUUCUAUCAUUCUCUUUAACACCUUAUUAAACUUAUGAAAGUUACAGCUAUAUGCAAGAUUCCCACAAGGUUUCUUUAAUUUCGUGCAAUUAUUUUAAUUUGAUUAACCAUCGCGAACAUAACGCACUACUUAAAAAUGGAACAUGAUAAGUGUAAAAUUUAAAAA